This is a messenger RNA of Girardinichthys multiradiatus, 1301 nucleotides long. Its product is annotated as Fc receptor-like protein 1. Gene Ontology annotation, molecular function: transmembrane signaling receptor activity. The coding region runs from base 136 to 1008 and encodes 290 amino acids. The record is from RefSeq and is a predicted model, not a curated record. The transcript is spliced from 8 exons. Gene Ontology annotation, biological process: cell surface receptor signaling pathway. Lineage: Eukaryota; Metazoa; Chordata; Actinopteri; Cyprinodontiformes; Goodeidae.
CUGAUCCUGGACGAUGGAGACUGUGGAAGUUUUCAUGCUGCUCACAAAAUGAGGCCCAUGAUGUAGAGGAAGGAGGCGGGAUCAGCUCGGUGUGAUCAUCUGAGCUGAAGAACGGUCAGAUCCCUCUGAGCUACAAUGAGAGGCGCAUCUCUACGACGUCUGUUCUUUCUGAUCUUCUUGCUGUGCUUAACAACAGUUAAAGUCCUCCCAGCUGGUCUGACUGUGAGUCCCAGCAGAUCUCAGUUCUUUGAAGGAGACUCUGUGUCUCUGAGCUGUGAGGAGGACAACAUCUCUGCUGGAUGGACUGUGAGGAGAAACACAACCAGAGGAACUCAGUGUGGAGAUGGAUGGGGGAAACCAGCUGGUUCUUCCUGUACCAUCAGCAACCUCUUCAUAGAGGAUACUGGAGUGUACUGGUGUGAGUCCAGAGAGGGAGCAGCCAGCAGCAGCAUCCAGCUCACUGUCUCUGGUGGAUCAGUGAUCCUGCAGAGUCCUGUCCUCCCUGUGAUGGAGGGAGAUGACGUCACUCUGAGCUGUCAAACAAAGACUUCCUCCAACCUCCCAGCUGCUUUCAUUAAAGAUGGCUCCCUCAUCAGGACUGAGCCUGCAGGUCACAUGACCCUCCACCAUGUGACCAGCUCUGAUGAAGGUCUCUACAAGUGUAACAUCAGGGGUCAUGGAGAGUCUCCAUCCAGCUGGAUCUCUGUCUCAGAGAAAUCCUCCACAUCGUCUCCAACAACCACUCCUUCUCCUACAUCAGCCUCUCCACCCUCUUCCCAGUUUCUUCCCUAUGGGCUCCUGUCUCUAACUGGUGUCGUUGUUGUGGUUUUACUGCUGGUUCUACUGGUGAAACAUCAGGUUAACAGGAAAUCUAGAGGUAAUCAGGAAGUUGGAGAGGAAAGUAUCAUUUACAGCGAUGUUAAAAUAUCCCAGCAUGAACAACGGAGAAACAAACCAAACAAAGAACUUCCAGCAGAACCAGAAGUGAUCUAUUCUUCACUGAGGUAGUCCUCCAUUUCCAGCCUGCAGAUAAAGAUCUACUUCUGCUGAAGAUCUGCUUCUUUCUCUGGAAAUGAGUUCAGCAAGAUGGACACAAAGGUCUCCUGAAUGUAUUUCAAUGUUUCAUUAUCAGUGUGGUGUUCAAUGUUCUCAGUAACUUCAGUUAUUUUCUGUUUUCAAUGUUUGGUCUGAACUGUUCUAACCACAGCAGCACGAUGGUUCCUCUGCAGCUUCAACAUUCAAUUCAAUUCAAUUCAAAAAUACUUUAUUAAUCCCAAAGGGAAAUUAAAUGUUGUUGUAAC